CCAAAUUUGAGCUUUAUAUGACCACUGUAGUAAAUGUCACAAGGAUCUACUCGCCUCAGUCCUUGUCCCGUCCAUUGCUGUUCUUGGAUGGCCAAUAUCCCAAUUAAAAGACCGGACAUUCCAGAUACCGAACCAUACAAAACCUUAUUCAGUGAAGCACGCUGGAACGAUCUUGUUUUAAAUUUUCGAAAUGAAAACUAUCGUUUAUUUCAACUAUCAACUCAGUCUUUACUCAGUGUUGCAAUACAAGCUGGAUUGUCAUCAUUAAAAACACCACAAUGUUAUUCUCCAAACUGUAAAAAUCCUCAUUGCCCUGUUUGUCAAGAAGAUUUCAAUAAAAUCGCUAGGAAUUUGCCAUAUUCACAUUGUGUUCAGAGUCGCCUAAUUUGCAGAGUCACUGGGCUACCUUUGAAUGAACAUAACUUACCAAUGAUGCUGCCAAAUGGCCAAAUAUUUGGGCAGUUGGCUGUACCCGAAAUAACUAGAGAGGACGGUGCUGUGGUUUGUCCUAUUACAAAUACAAAAUUCUCAAGCCCAAAAGUUGAAAAGGUUUUUGUAAUGUAAAAAAUUAAAAUCUUGAUAUAUAUUUAGCAUAUAAUGUAAUUAAUAAUAAAAGUAUAUUACGCGUGAAAAUAUGCCGCGAAAGGGA
Molecule: messenger RNA, 649 nt
Organism: Bactrocera latifrons
Lineage: Eukaryota; Metazoa; Arthropoda; Insecta; Diptera; Tephritidae
Product: macrophage erythroblast attacher-like
Exons: 5
Coding region: 34-564 (176 amino acids)
Biological process (GO): proteasome-mediated ubiquitin-dependent protein catabolic process
Cellular component (GO): nucleus; GID complex; cytoplasm
Molecular function (GO): ubiquitin protein ligase activity
Source: RefSeq, a predicted model, not a curated record